AUGGCGGCGCGGGGGCGGGGGCGGCCGGGCGCCGGCAGGAAGCAGAAGCUGGUGCUGAUCCACGAGGCGCUGCGCAGCGACCCGGUGGGUGUCGAGGCGCUGCGGGCCGCCGCCGUCAGCGCCGGGGGGCUGCUCUCCGAGGAGAUCCGCAGGAAGGUCUGGCCCAAGCUGCUCAGCGUCGACACCUACAACCUGCCCCCCCGGCCAGGCAAGGCCCCGCGCCAGGCCCACCGGGACUACGGCCAGGUGCUGCUGGAUGUGGCUCGCUCCGCACGCCGCUUCCCCGCAGGCAUGCGGGCCGAGCAGCGGCACGUGCUGCAGGAGCAGCUGCUGAACCUCAUCCUGCACGUCCUGCGCGCCCACCCCGAGCUCCACUACUACCAGGGCUACCACGACAUCGCCGUCACCCUGCUGCUGGCCGUGGGCGAGCGCCUGGCCGCAGCCCUGCUGGAAAAGCUCUCCACCCACCACCUCAGGGACUUCAUGGACCCCACGAUGGACAGCACCAAGCACAUCCUCAACUACCUCAUGCCCCUGCUGCAGCGGGAGAGCUCCCGGCUCCAUGCCUUCAUGCUGAGGGCAGAGGUGGGCACCAUCUUCGCCCUGAGCUGGCUCAUCACGUGGUACGGCCAUGUCCUGAACAACUUCCACCACACCCUGCGGCUCUACGACUUCUUCCUGGCCUCGCACCCCCUCAUGCCCGUCUACUUCGCCGCCGCGGUCGUGCUGCACCGGGGAGAGGUGCUGGCCUGCGACUGCGACAUGCCCAGCGUGCACCAGCUCCUGUCCCGCAUCCCGCAGGACCUGCCCUACGAGAGCCUCGUGGCGAAGGCGCAGGAGCUCUUCCAGCGCCACCCGCACUCCCAGCUGGCCCGGCAGGCCGCCCUGCAGCACCACAAGAGCAUCGCCAUCCAGUCCUUCGCCGCCUUCCAGCAAGCCGCGCCCCGGCAGCGCCCCGACGCCGUGCUGCGCCGCCAGCGCCUGCUGCGGGCCGGGCCGGAGGAGGACGCCGGAGCCCUGCUGCCCGCCGCCGGGCACAACCCGCUGGUGAAGGCGGCCGUGUGGGGGCUCUCGGCCACGCUGGGGGCCGUGGCCCUGGCCGUCACGCACACCGCCCUGGACUGGGCCCCCGAGUUCCUGCUCCAGCUCUUCUAGCGCCCGGGCAGGGCGUCCGGCAGCCCCAUGGGCGCCGCAGCCCACAGAGGAACCCACCCCCCAGCGGGGCCUGGGUCUGAGCGGCGGGCG
Molecule: messenger RNA, 1245 nt
Organism: Rhea pennata
Lineage: Eukaryota; Metazoa; Chordata; Aves; Rheiformes; Rheidae
Product: TBC1 domain family member 20-like
Biological process (GO): positive regulation of GTPase activity; endoplasmic reticulum to Golgi vesicle-mediated transport
Cellular component (GO): endoplasmic reticulum membrane
Molecular function (GO): GTPase activator activity
Source: RefSeq, a predicted model, not a curated record